AACAAAUCGAAGAGAUCGAUGAUGAUAUUGUAGAUGAGAGAAGGCAGAAGUUGCGCAAACUCGUCCAUGUUAAUAUUAAUGACGAUGCCAAGAACGAUAAAGUGGUAGAUGAAAGUUUGAUGAAAAGUUGUUCUGAUCAGUCGGAUGAUAAUGAACAAGUAUUCCGACUUUUCUCAACAUCAACGCCACAAAAAAUUGUUCUCAAAUCAACAUCAAUAAAAGAAUAUAAUGGCCGAGUAUCCUAUCUCCGUCAACUAAAGAAACAGCAACUUAUUUCCCUUAG
This is a messenger RNA of Paraglomus brasilianum, 283 nucleotides long. The record is from the annotation of a GenBank genome assembly. Lineage: Eukaryota; Fungi; Glomeromycota; Glomeromycetes; Paraglomerales; Paraglomeraceae.